Molecule: messenger RNA, 4945 nt
Organism: Diachasma alloeum
Lineage: Eukaryota; Metazoa; Arthropoda; Insecta; Hymenoptera; Braconidae
Exons: 6
Coding region: 290-1231 (313 amino acids)
Biological process (GO): lipid metabolic process
Cellular component (GO): membrane
Molecular function (GO): oxidoreductase activity, acting on the CH-CH group of donors
Source: RefSeq, a predicted model, not a curated record
UAUGUGUCUGAUAUGUGCAUCCGUUUACGUCAUGUUCACCACUGCGGUACCAAAUAGAGGCGAAAAUCUUUUGAUUAAUCACUGAGAAAGGAUUACUUCCCUCCAAGAAACUUCAACUGCGUUUUUUGCGGGGGGAAUUACGAAUUGACAGUGGAUUUAAUCGCGGUAUUCAGUUGCGUUCGAAUGGAUCGAACCAGAGCCUCUGCAUCAUCAGACGUCAUGUCAAUGAAUUGAGGCAAAUUGGAUAUUCAAAUUAAUAUCUAGAAGUUGUUCAUAAGAAAUUUCAACAAUGGCUGUGGAAAUACUGGACGUAGAUCACUUUGCCAUCAGUGCUGUUGUCACUAUUUGCAUGCAGCUGAUAUUCUUCUCAAUAGCCGCGACAUUUCAAAUGGACAAAGUCACGGAUUUUGCUGGCGGUGUCAAUUUCAUCAUUGUAGCCCUUUUGACGUUCUAUCUCGGUCAAGAAGGAAAAACUUACGACAGUCGUCAAUUGAUGGUGACAGUGAUGGUAUGCAUCUGGGGGGCACGAUUGUCCCUCUACUUAUUCUACAGAAUCCUCAAGAUUGGCCGAGAUAAACGUUUCGAUGAUCGCAGGAGUAACGUCAUAAGAUUCGCUGUCUUCUGGUCGUUUCAAGCAAUCUGGGUUUACGUCGUGAGCUUGCCAGUGAUACUGAUCAACUCCCCUCGGCACAAAAUUCCAAUAGCUCCGAAAACAAUGACGACUCUGGACAGCGCUGGAACUGGUUGCUUCGUCAUUGGGCUUCUAGCGGAGACUUACGCUGAUUUGCAAAAAUUUGCGUUCAGGCAGGAUCCGGUUAACAAUGGAAAAUGGUGCAACGAUGGAUUGUGGAGCUUCUCAAGGCAUCCAAAUUACUUCGGAGAAAUUCUCGUGUGGUGGGGAAUUUUCGUGAUUUCGUUAAAUGUUAUCCAGGGAAUAGAGUGGGUUGCGAUCGCCUCGCCAAUUUUUACAACGUUCAUAUUACUUUUUUUAUCGGGAAUGCCAUUGUUGGAAAAAUCAGCGGAUGAGAGAUACAGAGAUAAUGCGGAGUACCGGCAGUACAAACAGUCAACGUCCCCCCUGAUUCCCCUGCCCCCGACAAUUUACUCGGAAGUUCCCUGGUUCCUCAAGUGCUUCCUCUGCUGUGAAUUUCCCCUGUACGAUUCCCUAGAUGUCAAGCCACGUUCAGCUGUCACGGAAUCAACGUCGAUCAGCCUGGCAGCGUCCACGUAGCUAUAAAUUCACGUCGGGUUUUCACUGCUUUGAAUCCCGGCGUUUCUUCAUUUCAAACAAUUUUAUUUUUGUACGAUUUGUUGUGAUUAUCAUUUUUAUUUGUUGCAAUUCUUCAAUGACUUUUCAAUUCUGUAUAUUCUUAUUAUGUUCUCGUUAUUCUUGCAUUCGAUGAAAUUUUAUAUUCUGUUUUCUAGCCUUCCCCAAAAAGUUGGAUUUUUUCGUAAUUUGUCCAUAGUUUCUUGAUUUAUAAACUGAAGUUGUUUAUUCGAAUUUCUUAUUAUUCUUUAAUCGUUACUAGGUAGAGUUUAAUCAAAUGAAAACAAAUUUAUUCCAAAGGAAAAUAACUGUGUGGAAUAAAAUAAUAAGACAAGUUGAAACUGCGAACAAUUCUCUGAAGAAAACAUCAUAAUCUGAAUUGAUAAUCUGAUUGAUUGAUGUUACUGCACUAUUCACUUAUCUGCUUAUCUUAUUCUGUAACAGGAAUAUUCUGGAAUAGCUGAAAAUUCAAUUUAUCGAUGGACAAUUGAGCCAAAGAGUGAUAGAGAAUCGAAAAAAGUGACAUUCUGUGAAUGCUAUUUUCUGAAUUGUUUUUGGAUCGAGAGUGAGAGAUGAAGUUUAAACCCUGACAUGGACCCCCUGGGGUCGCAUGACAGUUCAUAUCUCCUGACAAAAUGCAUAAUUAUUUGAUUUCAAAGGGAAUUUUAAUGUUGAGAAAAGCGUUUUUUGAUAGUCUUCUAGAAAAUAACAUAUUUUGUUUUUCUAUGAGACAUUAGGAGAAAUUAAAUUGUAUCUGACGGCGUAAGACCUGUCAUUGGGAGCCAAAUUUGAGGGUACAUAAGGUUCUCUGAGAUAGAUAAUCAUUUUGUAACAAUUUAUUGAUUGACAUGACCUACUGUUCAUGUCAGGGAUUAAAAGAAUAAAUCUAGUCUGUAAACGAACAAUUUAAGCUCAACGAGAAAUAACGAGUGUUGAAUGCAGAAAUUCUAUUUAACUAGGGGAAAAAAAUACGAUAAAACUCAAGAAAUACCGAGUUGGUGUCCAACGAUGACGUAUUUAUAAACAAAAAAAACAGGAUUGAAGAUAAAAUUUAUCCAAAGGAUGUCUUCUAGACUGGACCAAUAGCCAAAGAGGGGUAUAGCUAUAUCAAUUAGAUGUUAUUAGGUUUCAAAAUUUUCCGAGGCCUCAUUGUAAUGCAAUUACGUGUGUACCAACACUCUGGUCCUCUCAAAAUACAGUUAACGUCCUCAAUGGAGUGAAAUGCAAAUGGAUCUGAUCAUAAUUUGCUCUGAUUUCACUUCAUCAAGGGGUUUCGUACGUAAAAGGUGAAUAAAUGAUGAAAUUAUUAUUUAUCUCACGAAAUUAAUCAACUGAUUAAGAAUUUAAAUUUUGUAAAACUCCAUUUCAAUUCUUAAUUAUUUGGAAAUAAGACCUACAGAAUUGGAAAAAAUACAUUGUGUGAUAAUUUGUGGAUUGACCUCAUAAUAAACCUUUUACAAACGAAAAACCUUAAAAAAUCAUUCAACAAAUUGUUGUCUCAAGCUCAGUCCUAGCGAAUGCUUCCAGUGCAUGAGAAAGAACUUCUUAGCUCUAAGAGAACCACAGAAGAAAACUAAAAAUUCAAAUUUCUGUGUGUCCUGUAAAUUCGAAGAAGCCUUAGUAUUUCGUAAAGAAUAAAAUUGUAUCACUAAUUAUAAUUAAUCAAAUCAAUGGGGAAAAUUAAAAAAUGCAGUUGCAUCUAGUUGAAUCGAUGAAUAAAGCAAAAUUACUAAUGAUAAUAGGGGCGUAAAUAUUUAGACAAUAGAUUUAAUGGAAAAACGAAUUUAUUUCUCUUAAAAUUUGUACAUAAAUUCAAAUCGCCUAGUUCACUAAAUAUUAAUCAAAAAUAUGAGUCUUCAACGAGAGAAUAUUAAUUAAUAGGUAUGUAAGAUGGUAAGGGCCCUAUAGGGGGUCUUCUAGGGCGUACUUCCUCAGCAAUUGGUUGUGAUUUCAUCUCAGUAUCGCCAGUGAUAACAGAAACAUCGGGCUCCUCCGAUGAUUUGUGCACCAUCUUCAUUACCCUAAUUUUCUUAUUGAUAUUGGACUUUUUUCUCUCUAAAGCGUCGUUACUACAGCUAUCAUCGUAAUAUCUCUUUUUACUGUCAUCGUGAGAUGAAAUGUCAACCGAUUUUCUCAGUGAUCUUGGCUUGUUGAAUGAGUUUAAGGGUCUUGGAAGCCUCAGAGUAUUUUGCUGUGGUAACAAACAUGUUUUAUGAGGAUAUGGACAAUUCUUACCUUUUGCACAUUUCCCGUACUUGUCAAAUUCAGGACAAAUGUUGGUAUGACGCUCUUUGCACUGUGAAAUAAUUUGUUGGAUGAUAAAUAGUUAAAGAAAUUUGGAAAUUAUAUCACGUGGCACGUUGCAGCGCCAUUGAUUUAUUGUGAAAUUUUAUCAUAUCAAGUUGUAAUGUUAUUGAUUCUGUUAUUUAUUGGAGAAUAAAGAGAUUGAGAUGUUUGGAGAUUCAAAAUAUUUCUGCAGUGGUACUGUACAUUCUACAGUUACAGAUCGAUUGAGACAAUAUUGUUCAAUUGAAUUGAAUUUCGAAAAUUUGAAAGUGAGAAUGAUCUUAAAUAUUUCAGAAAUGGCGAAUUCCAUUCAAAGAUGGUUCUUAUGAUCGUUUUCGUAAGUGGAAUUGGUUGAGUCAUAAGAUUACAGGAUACGUUUGCACUUGAUGGAAAAUUGAACAUAAAAUUUUAUUUCAUAAAGAAACAUUCGUCUUAAUUCGAGAAAAAAAUCCCAGAAAUUUGAAGACAUGAAUGUAAUUCUGAGGAUUUUCUAUUGGAAAUGACAGAUUAAAGUUACCAUCAAUGUUUUAAAUAAUUACUUUUAAUCAAGGAAAAAUAUCCUUGUGUAUUUGAUCAUGACUUUCCAGUCGAAACGUUAAAAUUUCAAGACUUUAAUUCAAUUCUAAAGAUCUCUUAAUGCAAUUUUGGAACGAAAAUUGUCAAAAAAAUAGAUUAAUAUCACCGAUCAGUGUAAAAUUAUAAAGAAUAUUCUGUUACACCUGGAAAUGUUGAAAAUCUCAAUCAAUUUGAUCCAAUAAAUUCCAGAAUAAAUUGUACCAUUGAAAUUAAGAGAAUGUGAAAAUGAAUUACCUGAUCACCCUUGGCACAGUAUCCUCGGAGAAAUGGCACGCAUAUCGGGGUAUUCGCCGAAACCUUGACAUGGAGAUACUGACAAUUAUCACGUGUGCAGCAGCCCUCGAGGAAGUACUUGCACGUUGGCAUUUUCUCAGGCCCAACGUCGUGCGACAGUGGACAAUUAUCGAGAAGGCAUUUACCCUGGAGGAAACUAAUUUUCGAGAUAUUGAUCAGCGAGGUUUUGUCAUUCAGUUGAGGAAUGAUUGUUGGAAUAAUCAAAACUACAAGUUAAUUGUUAGAUAAUGAACGUGAAUCGUUUGUUGAUGAGCUGACGAUGUAAAAGAAUAACAGAUUUUCAUAGAAUUCGGUGCAUGCAGAAUUAAUAAUUUGCGAUAAGGGCAUAUGUACUUUUUACAUAGGGCUACUUGUUUCUUGUCAUGUACUUUGGGGCAGGUACCCUUGAUAUGUUUAGCACAGUAGCCAAAGCGUUGAAAGAGGAGACAUGGCUGAUUAUUUUUGCACAUCUUGUGUCGUAAUAUUUGUAAUGACCUCUGUUUCACUCGAUUGCUGAAAAAUAAAUUAAAGUGUGAGAUUAAA